AUGACCACGAAAUCACCAAAGACCCUCGUCGUCGCACUCAAGCUGUCACCGGAUUCUCUGCGAGACUUUCCACACGAGCCUGCAACGCCGCCCAAGGAAGAGGCCAAGCCCUCUCCACCAACACCCGCGCCGCAGAUUAACGAGCCCUCACCUGCUGCCACGCCUGCCGACUCAACCCCCAACAUGAAUGGAAGCACACCGUCGUCGCUGGCGCCCCCCUCUUCGAAGAGGAAGGGCCCCAAGCCCGGCAGCAAGCGGAGUGCCGCGCAGAUGGAAGCUGGCACGGCUGGCGCGAAUGGCGCAACCCCCAAACCAUCCAAGGCCAAGCCAGGGCCAAAGAGGAAGAAGAUGGGCGACAUGAUCAACGACCCCAACUCCAAGGGGCCCUUCCCAGCACCCGCAGCCAUCAACAAGGCAGGCCCCAAGGCAAACCUGGGAGCCAUCAACGAGCGUCUGCGCGCCCUCGACAGGUCAGGGGCCAAGUGCCGUCGCUGGGAGAAGAAGGGAUUCCAGGUCCGCAGCUUCACCGGCGUCAUGUGGCAAGUGCCUACAUACCAGCCAGGCCGCAAGGGCGCCUUCGCCGACGACGUCAAGAGCGACAGCACCGGCACCAGCGAGUCCAAACUAAAGGACGAGAGCAGCGCAAUCAGCGACAAGAGCGGACUGAACGGCGACAGCACACCCGUACCAACGCCCAUGAACGGCAUAGCAAGCUCUCCUGCUCCUAUUCCCGCUUGA
Alternaria ventricosa is the source of this 738-nucleotide messenger RNA. RefSeq lists its product as uncharacterized. The record is from RefSeq and is a predicted model, not a curated record. Bases 1 to 738 code for a protein of 245 amino acids. The transcript has a single exon. Gene Ontology annotation, cellular component: Ino80 complex. Lineage: Eukaryota; Fungi; Ascomycota; Dothideomycetes; Pleosporales; Pleosporaceae. Gene Ontology annotation, biological process: chromatin remodeling.